Babesia ovata is the source of this 1251-nucleotide messenger RNA. Its product is annotated as phosphoglycerate kinase. The record is from RefSeq and is a predicted model, not a curated record. Gene Ontology annotation, biological process: gluconeogenesis; glycolytic process. Gene Ontology annotation, molecular function: ADP binding; ATP binding; phosphoglycerate kinase activity. The coding region runs from base 1 to 1251 and encodes 416 amino acids. Gene Ontology annotation, cellular component: cytosol. The transcript has 2 exons. NCBI's taxonomy places the organism in Eukaryota, Apicomplexa, Aconoidasida, Piroplasmida, Babesiidae.
AUGGUGUCAUCUCUCUCAUCAAAGCUCGGCCUUGCCGACAUCACUGACAAGUUGCCGGGGUCGCGCAUUCUGCUUCGAGUGGAUUUUAACGUGCCCAUAAAGGAUGGAUCCGUUCGAGACUGCACGCGAAUUAAAGCAACCAUACCUACCAUCCAGUUCCUAUUAAAUCAUGGCGUACAUUCAAUUGUCCUGAUGUCUCACUUGGGGAGGCCUAAUGGAGAACGCGUGGAAAAGUAUUCGUUACGCCCUGUGGCCGCAGAAUUAUCAAAAGCUCUUGACAACCGUAAGGUAGAUUUCUUGGAUGACUGUGUUGGCCCUGCGGUUGAGAAGUUUUGUCAAGAAGCCCCUUUCGGUACCAUAGCGCUACUUGAAAAUCUGAGAUUCCAUGCUGCCGAGGAGGGUGUGAAAGACAAGGUUAAUGUUGAUGGCAAGGAGAUUGAAGACUUCCGCAACAGUCUAAGUAAACUUGGCGAUAUAUAUGUAAAUGAUGCGUUCGGUACCGCCCAUAGAGCCCACAGCUCCAUGGUGGGUAUCGAUACGCCGUUGAAGGUCGCAGGCCUACUAAUGAAGAAGGAACUAGACUAUUUUGCAAAAGUUCUGGAAACACCGCGUAGGCCUUUCUUGAGUAUUCUAGGUGGUGCGAAGGUCUCUGAUAAGAUUCAACUAAUAGAAUCGCUUUUGGAAAAGGUUGAUGUGAUCUUCAUCGGUGGCGGCAUGGCCUACACUUUCAAAAAAGUGCUUCAUGACAUGCCCAUAGGAAAAUCGUUGUACGAUGCUCCAGGUGCUGCCAUAGUCCCGGAUAUCAUGGCUAAGGCAAAAGAGAGGGGUGUGAAGGUCUACUUUCCAGUUGAUUACAAGGCGGCCGCAAAUUUCUCGAAUGACGCGCCAUUCAAACUGGUCACCGAUGAGGAAGGCAUCCCCGAUGGCUGGGAGGGUUUGGACUGCGGGCCAAAGACAACUGAACUUCUCAAAAGUAUAGUUGACGGGUGUCAGACAAUUGUUUGGAAUGGUCCACUAGGUGUAUUCGAGUUUUCCAACUUCGCGGAAGGUUCUGUUUCUGCGUUGGAUAUAGUGGGGGAGGCGACAAAGAGAGGAACCAUAACGGUGAUUGGUGGCGGUGACACCGCUUCCUUGGCGGAACAAACUGGGAGGUCACAUUUAUUCAGCCACAUGUCUACCGGAGGGGGUGCAUCCUUAGAGUUAUUGGAGGGUAAGAUUCUACCUGGUGUAGCUGCUCUCUCCACCAAAUAA